Molecule: messenger RNA, 657 nt
Organism: Scedosporium apiospermum
Lineage: Eukaryota; Fungi; Ascomycota; Sordariomycetes; Microascales; Microascaceae
Product: Protein bli-3
Exons: 2
Coding region: 1-657 (218 amino acids)
Source: RefSeq, a predicted model, not a curated record
AUGACUUCUACUAUGUCACAUAACCCUAACCCUACCAAGGUCGGCGACAAGCCCGCCGACCCUUACACGGCCAAGGUCCACCAGAACGAUGUGCCGCUCAAAGUCAAGAUGGACAGCCUCCUCAACUUCAUCCACAAGUGCAAGCACGGCAUGCUCACCACGAGGGAUUCCAACACCGGGCUCCUCGCCUCUCGAUGCAUGCAGCUGUCCGCCACUGAAUCCAACGGCACCGAUCUGCUCUUCUACACAAACACCGCCUCACACAAGGUCGAAGAACUCUCCGUCGACCCCCACGUCAACGUCUCCUUCGUCAAUACUGCCGGCGACUGGGCCUCCAUCGCCGGUUCUGCCUCCAUCAUCAAGGACCGCGCCAUGAUUGAACGCUACUAUAACCCCGUGCUGAAGACCUGGCUCGGCGAUCUCGGCGACGGCAAGCACGACGGCUCCGCUUCCGAUCCUCGUCUGGGCAUGAUUCGCGUCAAGAUGGAUACGGCCACGUGUUCGCUGUCGGAUGGGGGUCUGUUUACUCGGGCGGCUGAGGCGGUUCAUGGGGUGAUGGGCCAGCCUGGCCAUAUGACGAAGUUGAGGGAGAUUACGGCGGAAGAGGUGAACCAGUGGAGGUCGGGCGGUAGUGCUACUGCUACUGCGUCGUCCUAA